This is a messenger RNA of Theobroma umbraticum, 711 nucleotides long. Its product is annotated as embryo-specific protein ATS3B-like. Gene Ontology annotation, molecular function: protein binding. The record is from RefSeq and is a predicted model, not a curated record. Lineage: Eukaryota; Viridiplantae; Streptophyta; Magnoliopsida; Malvales; Malvaceae.
CCUCAUAGAUAUCAGAUUUGCCUCUUCCAGGUGUCUUAGUGAAGAUGAUCAGAGCAGUGACCCUUUUGCUCCCCUUGACUUUCAUCUUCUUCACCGUAGCAGAUGCUAAGAGAAUACUUCCACUGCCUCUGCCUCUGCCUCUGCCUCAGCCUGUCAAAUCUUUCAAGAUCAAUGCUACCCAGAAUGCGGGGAGCUGCUCUUACACAGUGUCAAUAAGGACAAGCUGUUCGUCGACCUCCUAUACACGAGAUCAGAUCAGUCUUGCGUUUGGUGAUGCUUCUGGCAAUCAGGUUUAUGCACCAAGGCUGGAUGAUCCAUCUUCAAGGACAUUUGAGAGGUGUUCUACUGAUACAUUUCAAAUAAAGGGCCCCUGCACGUACCAAGUUUGCUAUCUGUACCUCUACAGGAGUGGAAAUGAUGGAUGGAAACCAGAGAGUGUGACUGUCUAUGGCUACUAUACCAAGUCUGUCACAUUUAAUUACAACACUUUUAUUCCUUAUGGGGUUUGGUAUGGCUUCAAUCUGUGUAAUGGAGGGGCUUCUGCAUCCUCAUGAACAAUGUAAACAAAUGGGGUUCUUGCUGAUGUUAUCGAGUCACUUUGGGGUGUUUUGCUGCUGUGAUUUCUUGUUAACGUAUUCAGGUCUGUCAGAGAUUUGAAACAUAUUUUGGAGAAAUAAUAAUCCUUGUUAAUGACUGUAUUUUUUUGGUAAA